Molecule: messenger RNA, 711 nt
Organism: Leptidea sinapis
Lineage: Eukaryota; Metazoa; Arthropoda; Insecta; Lepidoptera; Pieridae
Exons: 1
Coding region: 1-711 (236 amino acids)
Molecular function (GO): nucleic acid binding
Source: RefSeq, a predicted model, not a curated record
AUGGCAAGAUAUAGUCAUUUACGGCAAGUGAAAGAAAUUGAAAAUUGGCAAAAUGUUGUGUUUUCUGAUGAUAAAUGGCUUAAUGCUAACCAUACUGUAAACCGUUCUUGGACCGAUAAAACUACAGCCUCUACAACCAAAGUUCCUGUUGGGAAAGGAUCGCGACUUAUAAUUUGUCACGCGGGAACCAUCAACGAGUUUGUCGAAGGUUCUGGAGGCACUGGAGAUUAUCAUGAAGAAAUGAAUGGAAAAGAGUUUACUGAAUGGUUUACCUCAAUGUUGUGUAGCUUCCCUGAACCAUCUAUUAUAAUUAUGGAUAACGUCCCAUACCACUCGAUGCAAAUUGACAAGCCACCUGCCCAAUCCCAAGAAGAAGCUGACAUGGUCGCAUGGCCUCAAAAAAAUGGCGUAGAUGCAAACAUAAAUAUGUUAAAAGCGGAAUUAGUACGUCUUUUAAAAGAAAACCAACCAACCACGAUCCGAUACUUCAUUGACAUAAUAGCGUUAGAACAUGGGCACAGAGAUAUACGGUUACCGCCUUACCAUUGUGGAUAUAAUGCAAUUGAGUUGAUGUGGGCUCAAAUUAAGGGAUAUGCUGCAAGACGCAAUACAGAACCCCCAUUUACCACAUCAAAAAUGCUAAAAAUAUUAGAAGAAGCUUGUAAACAUGUGACUAAAGGAGUCUGGGAAAAGAUUUUUUUUAUGGAAUAG